AUGGCACUGCAGAUGCAGGCGCAGGCCCCGUCGCUGGCGCGCGCGCCGGCGGGGAGCCCCGCGCGGCUCCGGUCGGCGUUCUGCGCGCCGCCGCUGCUUGUGCGGGUCCGGCUGCCAGCGCCGUGCAGGGCGACGUCCGCGGCGGCGGCGCGGAUCACGAUGCGGUUCGGCCGCGUUGAGACGAAGCAGGCCUACAUCUGCCGGGACUGCGGGUACAUAUACAAGGACAAGACUCCGUUUGAGAAGCUGUCCGAUGACUACUACUGCCCUGUCUGUGCCGCUCCUAAGAGAAGAUUCAGGCCCUACGAACCACCAGUGGCCAAGAACGCCAACGCCACUGAUGCCCGGAAGGCGAGGAAGGAGCAGCUCAAAAAGGACGAGACUGUGGGGAAAGCUUUGCCUAUUGGUAUCGCGGUCGGGAUCGUUGCAUUGGCGGCCCUGUUCUUCUACCUGAACAGUGUCUACUAG
Messenger RNA from Triticum turgidum subsp. durum (durum wheat), 468 nucleotides. Lineage: Eukaryota; Viridiplantae; Streptophyta; Magnoliopsida; Poales; Poaceae. The record is from the annotation of a GenBank genome assembly.